Odontomachus brunneus is the source of this 1008-nucleotide messenger RNA. Its product is annotated as ubiquinone biosynthesis protein COQ4 homolog, mitochondrial. The record is from RefSeq and is a predicted model, not a curated record. Gene Ontology annotation, cellular component: mitochondrion; mitochondrial inner membrane. Gene Ontology annotation, biological process: ubiquinone biosynthetic process. The coding region runs from base 123 to 854 and encodes 243 amino acids. The transcript has 4 exons. NCBI's taxonomy places the organism in Eukaryota, Metazoa, Arthropoda, Insecta, Hymenoptera, Formicidae.
AUGCUGAUAUCUGACAAUUUAUACAAUCUUACGUGCACCCUACGCGACGCUUUUAUCACUCCGACCCUGGCUUGCAUUUACGAGACCGUUUUGAACAGGCGUGUUGCUGAAACGGAAGAAGCAUGAUAAGGUUAUCAAAGUGCAGUUUCACCACAGCUUCAACUAGCAAGGCAUUUCUGGAGGAUUAUGCCAAACACCAUAUAUCUUUAUCUCCUCUGCAGCGUCUGCUGCUCACGAUGGGCUCGGCGGUAAUUUCGUUGGCAAACCCAUACCGAGGAGACAUGAUAGCGUGUCUCGGGGAGACCACCGGCAAGAAUGCCCUCGUACAUUGUCAUCGAAUACUGAAAAGCACGGCCGAGGGUCAGCGUAUACUUGAGCAAAAGCCACGCGUAAACACGUCCACCGUCGAUCUGUCUUACCUCAAAGAUUUGCCACCAGGAACAGUCGGCAGAACGUAUCGUGAUUUCUUGGAUAAUAAUAAUGUAUCACCCGAUGAUCGAAUGCCGGUGCAAUACAUCGACGAUAUUGAGUUGGCAUACGUGAUGCAACGGUACCGUGAAGUACACGAUAUCUUUCACGCUGUCCUCUUAAUGCCGACGACGAUGCUGGGGGAAGUAUCAGUUAAAUGGGUGGAGGGCUUACAGAUGCACUUGCCAAUGUGUAUAAGUGCAGCGAUAUUUGGAAGUAGUCGACUACGUCCUAGGCAGCGGCAAUUGUACACGAAGCAUUACCUGCCGUGGGCUAUAAAUACGGGUAAAAAAGCGAAGUUUCUAUUGGGAGUCUAUUAUGAAGAACGCUGGGAACAGUCCCUUGAAGAUUUCCACAAAGAAAUGAAUAUCAUGCGUCUUGUGUGAUAAAAGUGUAACAUCUAGCUUUUAACAGGUUUUUUAGUAUUAGUUAUAUUAGUAAUAUUAGUUAUUAUAUAUUAUAAAUAACAAACAAUUAUAGUUAUUGCUGAAAUUGACAUUUGUUGGUUUUUAUAAUUAAAAAAUGAAGUUUUACGGCGCA